This is a messenger RNA of Neopsephotus bourkii (Bourke's parrot), 3682 nucleotides long. RefSeq lists its product as uncharacterized. The record is from RefSeq and is a predicted model, not a curated record. The transcript is spliced from 15 exons. Bases 817 to 3159 code for a protein of 780 amino acids. Lineage: Eukaryota; Metazoa; Chordata; Aves; Psittaciformes; Psittacidae.
CCUUCAUCCUUCCUUUCCCCUAGUGCAGAAAUAGUCUGUGCUUCCUUGUGACAGAUGGUGUAAAAACACAUCUCCCUUAUGUUAUGCGCUGCUCUUACCUCUGCUUUUUAUCCAACAUGUAGGUACUAGGGAGUAAAUUUGGUUUUGUUUUGGUUCCUUUCCUGAGGCACCACCCACCUGCCCUGGCCCCAGUGAUUGUUUUCCCUUUUCCUUCCCUUUUGCUUGAUGUCGUGGCUCUCUGGGCUUACCCUAUCAAGUAUGACAGUGGGAAAUUCUAUAAAAAGCUUCCUUUAUUUAGACGCCAACCCAGUAGUGACAUCAUGUGGGCACGUCUUCCAAGUUCCUCUGGGCUGAGCGGAUGGAGGGAAGUGGUGGCCAUGAAGCUGAGCCUUCUGUCUUCCCCAGUGCAUCUCCGUGAUUCUGCUCUGUGGCUGUACUUCCCCAGCAGACUGGUGCAUCUCCUUUAGCAAACAUUUUAACAGUAUAACAUGGCUGUGGUUGUCUUCCUGCUCAUGGCUUUCAGUGAGCCCGGGGGAAGAGAGAGCCUGUGUGUGGAUUGUUUCCCUCCUUGCCUCUUCUCCAAGACACUAGCAGCGAGCUCUCAUGUGCCAGAGGAGGGAAGGGGAGAGCGUCACUGAACCUGGACAGCACGGGUGAGGACAAAGCGCAUUUGAUCGGUGGUCUGCGGUGGCUGGGGGUCCUCACCACCCCACGGUGGAGACAACCAGCUCCUGCCAGGUAGAUGCCCACAGGAGAGAGGACAAGUCCAGCUGAGCUGGUGCAUCUCGGCACCUGAUACCAGGUUCAGCUUCUGACAUGAAGAAAGAUAUAGAGUCUUUAAUAGCCCAGGAAAAAGCAGAGAUUGUUGCUAAAUAUGAGAAGGGCAGGCAGGAGGGAGCUCAGAUUGACCUGUGGGAAGAUGCUGAUUUUACACUGUAUAAAGUUACAGACCGGUUUGGAUUCCUGCACGAGCAGGAGCUGCCAACCCGCACCGCCUUGGAAGAGAAGCAAAAACAGCAGGAAAUUGAACGUGUGGACAAGUGGCUAAAGAUGCUGAAGAAAUGGAGCAAAUACAGAACCAGUGACAAGAUGUGCCGGCGAGUGUACAAAGGGAUCCCACUUCAGGUGCGAGGCCAGGUCUGGUCACUUCUGCUGGAUGUUGAGAAGAUGAAGAAGGAGAACGAGGGAAAAUAUGAGCAAAUGAAAGAGCAAGCAAAGAGUUUUUCGUCAGAAAUCAAGCAGAUAGAUUUGGACGUUAACCGCACCUUCCGAAACCACAUCAUGUUUCGGGAUCGCUAUGGAGUGAAGCAGCAGGCACUCUUCCAUGUCCUAUCAGCAUACUCAGUCUAUAACACCGAAGUGAGCUACUGCCAAGGGAUGAGCCAGAUCGCAGCCAUUCUCCUGAUGUACUUAAACGAAGAGGAUGCAUUUUGGGCACUGGCACAGCUGCUGACCAAUCAGCGUCACGCCAUGCAUGGUUUUUUCAUUCCUGGGUUCCCGAAGCUUCAGAGAUUCCAGGCUCACCACGAGCAGAUUUUAAGCAAGAUGGUUCCCAAACUGAAGAAGCACAUGGACAAGGAGCAGAUGACUACAGGGAUUUACACAACCAAGUGGUUCCUGCAGUGUUUCAUCGACCGGACCCCGUUCACCCUCACCUUGCGGCUGUGGGAUAUCUACAUCCUAGAAGGAGAGAGGGUGCUGACGGCCAUGGCUUACACCAUACUCAAACUGCACAAAAAACGCUUGCUGAAGAUGACGCUGGAAGACUUACGGGAGUUUCUGCAGGAGAAAAUCGCCUCUUCCCUGCAGUACGAGGAUGAUGCAGUCAUCGAGCAACUGCAGGUGUCCAUGACUGAACUGCGCAAGAUGAAAUGUGACCUCCCCCCGCCAGCAAAGCCUGAGGAGUUCCCACGGAAACCCCUGGGUCUAGAACUCUCCCUCAACCCAGUACCCAUGAAGGGCAACGUGGCAGCCAAUGGCCAGAAUGGCCGGGUGGGCGAGCAUCCUGUGGACAGGGAACCGCAUCCCCACAGAGCUCCCGAGGCUCCAGGAGAGAUGGUGGCAGAGGUGAGGACUGCCACCCACCAAGGCAGUGAAGCAGCUGAAGUGACAGACAUCCACUUGGAUCCUUCUGGCGGGGGGUCACUGGGAGAGGAGAGUCAGGUGGAGCCCACGGGGGACGGACAGACACAGGCUCUUUUGAAGGCAAGUGAGAUGCAGGCCCAUCAUCACCUCUUGCCCACAGCCCUGCCUCUGGAGCAUACUCCUCUCACUCCCGUGUGUGCCACAGUGGACCAUGAGUUGGUUUCCCUCCCCACCCCUGCUGAGGUCGGCUCCUCAGACUCCUCUCUCCAAAACACAUCGAAUCCUCCCGACUCCAGCACCACUGAGUUUUCUGCUACGGACCAUGCUGUAUGGCAGCCAAAUCCUCCUGCCCUGCCGGAGGGAGAACAGACAUCUUCCUUCUGCAGAGAGAAAGUGCUGGAGGCACCCUAUCAUUCUCUGCUGGGUGGCUCACAGCAUCUCUCCAGUGAGUCUCAGCGUGACAGUUCCCCUGAAAAUGAGCACCCUGAGGAGACAGCUGAGAAAUGCUGCAGAGCAGCACCACCAGACAAAAUGGACUUGAAGCACUUGGCAUCCAAAGCUGCAUCCAUGGGGGAGCUCACCAGCCUGCAGCAGAAUGGGCCAGGGAGUACCACCACACACUGGCAGCAGGGGCUGGUGAGCGGCAGCGUGCCCAUCUUAUCCAGCAUCAAGGUGGAGGCAGCAGGGCUGGGUGAGGGCUACCCCUUGCAGCAAGCACUGCCCUCCAUGGUGGAGGGGAACAGCCCCUACACUGUUAUCAAAACCACCACUCCCCUCCACCUGGCCCAUGCAACAGAGCAGGAUGUAGCAAACAGGAAGCAGGUGGCACUGCCACUGCCUGAGACUGGAUGUCCCCUGCCUGCCACCGCCAUGCCACCACCUCUCAUGCUGGACCUGGAGGAGGUAGAUGCCCAAAAAAGCUUCCAGAAACCAUUAAAUGCGCUCAAAGCCCCACGACCCCCCCUAAGCCCCAAACCAAAAUUACUGCCACGGGUUGCCAAAUCCCACUCGGAGAACAAUUUCCUUUCCAGCUCUUCUUCCCUGGCGAAGCUACCCAAAUCCGUGACGUUUUAGUGCGAAGGGGGGGCAAGAGACAGGAAGCAGGUGCUGGAGCAGCACGCUCGCCCCAUUUUCAGAACCCCCCCUUCAGCAGGGCUGUGUCAGGGUGACAGCACAGCAGCCAUCGCCUGUUGAGCUGUGCUUUGGUACGAGCACCUGGUGAGAAGAUGGAGCAGUGGCCGCCAGCACCAGGAGGCACAAGCAAACUGGGUUUGCAUCCUUCUUAUGGACAAAUUAGACAGCGCUUUCAUUUUGUGUUCCUUGAAGCUCCUCAAGCCUCACUGUGUGGGGGGGAGAGAGGCAGGGCUGGUGAAUGUGUUGUGUGUUCCCUUAUGCUCCUGCCUGCCACAGGUACCCAUGGUGCGGAAGCGGGUACAAGGCAUAGGAGUCCAGAAUGCUUUCUUUAAAAAGCCCAAUCAGUACAGCCAACAGCAUUGCUUUCAAAGGCCUUUAUAGCAAUAGAUCUUCCAAUAGCUUCUUUCCCCAGACCUGCAGUUGUAGGCAACAGCAUUUUCAGGCAGGACCAUGGUGUCCAGGC